AUGCCGUCCUCUUUUGCAAGCGCCCUGAAGGACCCUAGCCUUUUUGUCGAGAAAUCGUAUAUCGACGGGAAAUGGGUGGCGUCGACGUCAAGCAAGACCUUCCAAGUCACCAAUCCUGCAUCAGAGGAUCUCAUCGGAACAUGUCCCGAGUCCAACACCACCGAUUUGAACUACGCCAUUGAGUCUGCGGCCAGGGCCUUCCCAACAUGGAAGGCAACCUCUGGUCGCCAGCGCGGACGCAUCAUCAAACGCAUUUUCGAUCUCCUGGUCGAGAACAAAGAGGACCUCGGCAAGAUCAUCACGGCCGAGAACGGCAAGGCGAAGGGGGACGCCGAGGGCGAGGUCCUCUUUGCGGCGAGUUUCUUCGAGUGGUUCGGCGAGGAGGCCUCGCGCAUCUACGGCGAUAUCGUCCCCCACAGCAACCCGAGCUACAGAACACGCAUCAUCAAGGAACCCGUCGGCGUGUGCGGGCUGAUCGUGCCGUGGAACUUCCCCCUGGCCAUGGGCGCCCGCAAAGUCGCUGCGGCUCUCGCAGCCGGGUGCACCGUCGUCAUGAAGACGGACGGGCUGACGCCCUUUUCAUCCAACGCCCUGGCCGUUCUGUGUGAGCGCGCCGGCGUGCCUCCGGGGGUCUUCAACGUCGUCACGGCUCUGGAGAGCACGCCUCAGCUCGGCCUCGCGCUGUGUGAGUCGGACACCGUGAAGAAGAUAUCGUUCACGGGCUCGACUCGCGUCGGCAAGCUGUUGAUGCAGCAGUCCAGCAGCACGCUGAAGAAGCUGAGCUUGGAGCUGGGCGGCAACGCCCCCUUCAUCGUGUUCGAUGACGCGGACCUGGAGACGGCCAUUUCGAGCGUUCUGGUUUCCAAGUUCAAGGUAACCGGUCAGACUUGCGUGUGUGCCAACCGGAUCUUCGUCCAGGAAGGCAUCUACGACAGGUUCAGCGAGAGACUCGUUGAGGAGGUCACGAAGUUCCGCGUCGGCAACGGCACCGAUGCGGCUGUUACUCAUGGUCCCCUGACGAACGGCGUCGGCAAGGUGGAAGAGCACAUCAAGGACGCCGUCGGCAAGAACGCCAAAGUCCUUCUGGGUGGAAACCGGCUGCCGUCCAUCGGGAAGAACUUUUAUGAGCUCACGGUUCUGGGUGAAGUCGACGAUUCCAUGAAGGUCACGCAGGAAGAAACCUUCGGGCCUCUGGCGGCGCUGGCGAGAUUCAACACCGAGAAGGAAGUUAUCGAGAGAGCCAACAAGUCCGAAGUGGGGUUGGCGUCGUACAUCAUCACGAAUGACCUGGCCAGAUCUCAUCGCGUAUCGGAACAGUUGGAGUUCGGGAUGGUCGCCAUCAACACGGGCGUGAUCUCGGAUGCUUCCGCGCCCUUUGGAGGUGUAAAACAUUCCGGGUUUGGUCGAGAGGGCAGUAAGUACGGCCUGGACGAUUAUCUGACGAUCAAGACGAUAAUUACCGGGGGUAUCAGUGCCAACUUGUGA
Molecule: messenger RNA, 1485 nt
Organism: Colletotrichum higginsianum IMI 349063
Lineage: Eukaryota; Fungi; Ascomycota; Sordariomycetes; Glomerellales; Glomerellaceae
Product: NAD-dependent aldehyde dehydrogenase
Exons: 2
Coding region: 1-1485 (494 amino acids)
Molecular function (GO): succinate-semialdehyde dehydrogenase (NAD+) activity
Source: RefSeq, a predicted model, not a curated record